Messenger RNA from Acaulospora colombiana, 454 nucleotides. NCBI's taxonomy places the organism in Eukaryota, Fungi, Glomeromycota, Glomeromycetes, Diversisporales, Acaulosporaceae. The record is from the annotation of a GenBank genome assembly.
ACAUAUGCCGUCUCAGACCCGAGCAUCCUCUCCAAGGACCGAGACAUUCGAAUCUUUAGCUCUAUCUUCUUCGUCAUCUGGGCAUUCCUCCCGAUACCUGUCGUCGGUCUCGCUUUCCUCCUACGACAGACACCCAUCGCAACCUUUGACGUCGAUGAGAAGGCAAUCAAUGCUCCGACCAUCUCCACAGAGAACGGACGCGAAGAGAACUCUUGCGCGACAAGUAGCGAAGGGACCGUCGUUGAAAGGGAUCUCAUCAAGAAGUCGAACGAGAAGAUUGGUAUCCCCCAAGUCGUUGAUAGUAGUCGCUACAUCCCACUUACGGGCUAUGGUACCACACCUCUCACUCGUUGGGAGCUUUGGGAGAAUGCCGUGGUUGUUAUCAUACUGGCAAUACUCCUCACGAUAGAACAAGGUGUCCGAGUUGCACAAGUGUACUACCUUCCAAAACGCG